AUGCUUCGUCAUUGCUACCAACUAGUUCACACGUCUAUAUGCUGCGUGUGUGCUGCGUGUGUGCUGUGCGUGUGCUACACGCGUGCAGAGGACAUGGGCGGCGCGUUGGAGGAGCAGAGCGCGGGCGCGCUGCUGAGAGUGCCGCGCGCCGUGAGGGAGACGAAGCGCGUGCGCGACGACGCCGUGUCGCUCAAAGGCACUGUUGCCAGCAUCCUGCAGCGCCUGCAGCAGGUGCGUGGGGGCAGGAGCAGGGGCGGUCAGGGAGGGCAAUAUCUUAAAGGCACUGCGGCCAGCAUCCUGCAGCGCCGCAGCCGGUGGGGGGAGGAGAUGGGAGGGAUGGGGCUGGAUCAGGUGGAGGCUACGUCAGCAGCAUCCGUGGCGGUGCUGGCGAAGGUGGAUGCAGUGAAGCAGCAGAUGGAGGCGGCGAGAGACACGCUCCAGUACGCGGCAGGCUUGGCACAGCUGAGCGCGUCAGUGGAGCAGGUGUUCGCCAGUGGCGACCUGCCACGUGUCGCUGAGACACUGGCCAACAUGCGGCGCUGCCUGGAGGUGGUGGGCGAUGCGCCGGAGUUUGCAGCGAACAAGAGGCAGCUUCAAUCGCUGGAGGAUCGGUUGGAGCAGAUGGUGCAGCCGCGGCUGUCAGACGCGCUCACACACAGCAAGUUGGACGCGUGUCGCUCGCUGACAGGCAUCCUGGCAGCCAUCGGGCGGCAGCACACGGUGGAAGCUCUCUUCUGCCUCGUGCGCUGCCGCCCGCUCACACGCCUGUGGGAGCAGUUUGAGGUCACUGCUGUGGCACCGGGCGCAGGCCCAUUGGCAGCAGCGUUACAGUUCCCCGAGUGGUUACCGCGCUGGUACGACGAGAUGCUACUCGCAGUGGAGCAGGAGGCUCGUUGGUGCGUGGCAGCCUUCCCCCACCACGCCUCGCCUCUGCUGCUGCGUCUGCUCACGGCCACGUGGGGCGGGCUCGCCUCCAGCUUCACUGUGCGCGUCGAUGCUGCUGUGUCUGACGCUGCGCUGUCUGCUCUUGCUGCUGCUGAUGCAGCGUCCCAGUGGCGACCAUCCACCCGUCUGGCCAUCCUGCUCGCCCUGCACGCCACCACCACCACCUUUGCCCUCCAACGACCUUCUACGCGCCUGGCCCUGCUACUCGCCCUACACGCCACCACCACCACCUUUGCGCGCAACCUCUCCCGCCUCCUCGCCUCCCUUCCUUCCUCCGCCACUGCCGAUGCCACUAAGCCAUCUUCCUCUGAGAAAAACACACAAGGAGCCGCCGCCGCAGCAGCAGCAGGAGGAGGAGGAGGGGCAGGAGGAGGAGCGGCAGGCGGAGGGGAGAAGGGCAGCAAGAGAAGGGGCAGGGAGGAGGAGGGGGAGCAGGAGGGAGAGGGGCCGGUGAGUGUGGGAGCAGUGGUGUGGGCGGUGUUCCGGCCCUUAGAGCCGUUCAAGCAGCGCUACGGGGACUAUGAGCGCGCACAGCUGGCGGCGGAUCUGGGCGGCAUAGAUCUCAGGCCGGGCAGCGCAGUGAAGCAAGUGGGGCAGCGCGGGCUCGUGCUGGCAGAUGCUGUUCGGCGCAUGGAGGUGAGAGGUGGUGCUGUGCGGUGCAUGUCAGUGUGCUGGAAUAAUCUCUUGGAAUCUUUUGGAGUUCUCAGUAUGACUAAUAUGUUCCUGGGAGGUGGUCUGGAGCUGGCCUUUUCGUAUUUUGCUACCACGCUCCUCUUUCCUGUACCACCUCUACCACCCAUCCCAUUCUGCAUGCUUAAUCUUCCCAUCACCUCUCGCUCUCCUGUCCUCUACAUCUUUCCUCCACUCUUCAUUCACCCCCCUCACCAGGCGGCCAUCCCAGCAGCCAUGGCAGCACUGGAGGCAGCAGUGGAGCGCUGUCUCGCCUUCACAGGGGGCUCAGAGGCAGCAGCGCUCCUCACCGCACUCGACCACUCCAUCCUCCUCUUCCUCUCCCGCCUCUCCUCCUGCCUCCAAUCCCUCCCCCCCAUCUGCGGCCUCUCCCCUCCCCCACCUCCUGCCCUUCCUUCCUCCACCACUCCUUCCGCUCCAACCCGAGCCUCUGGCCCAGGCUCAGACCGAACCAAUCCAUUCUCAGACGAUCCGUUGGCCAGUCUACCGGACCCGGCGGGGUACGGAGCAGGGGGAGCAGGGGGAGUGGAGGAGGAGGAGGAGUGGGCAGUGGUGCAGGGAGCGCUGCAACUGCUGAUGGUGGCAGAGAGUGUGGCGGUGCGCGUGGCAGUGUUUGAAGCCUCCCUCCGCAGCGCCCUCACCCAGCUCUCCCCCCGCUUGGGGCUGGAUGCUGGGGGGGAUGGCGGAGGGGAAGGGGGAGGGGAGGGCGCGGGAGGGGAGGUGAAGCGGGUGGGGUCGGUUGGUGGCGCAGGGGGAGGGGGAGGCGCAGGGGGAGGCGGAGUGGGAGCUGGAGGGGGAGCAGAGGGGAGUGAGGUGGAUGUGGCGGUGCUGAGACUGGCGGAAUAUCCCGACAAGGCUCAGCGCCUCGCCAGGCUGCUGGACGAGCUCAGGGACCCGCGCAUCCAUGCGCUCCCGCGCACGGCGCAGCGAGUGAGAAGCUUCCAGGAAGCAGUGUCAUCGUUGGUGUACGACGUGCUCAUUGCCAAGGUACGGCGGCAAUUGGCAGGGGUCUCUUCCAUGCCGGACUGGGCAUUGGGCGAGGAGGAGAAUGUGUUUGACCUACCAGCCUUCAACGCGUACGCUCUACCCUACAUCACAGCCGUGGGAGAAUACCUCCUCAAUCUCCCCCAGCAACUCGAGCCUCUCGCCGUCGCUGCCUCCGAAGCAGCCCCGAGCCUGCUCCUGCAAGCCUCGGCAAGCAGCGCGUCGGCAGGCGGGGAAUCCGCGACACCGACCGCAGCAGGGGAGGAGGAUGCGGGGGCGUAUUUCGUCCGGGAGUGGAUGACAAAGGUCGCUGACGGCGCGACGUCGCUAUUCGUGGAGCAGAUUCGAGCGAUUCCCGAGGUGUCAGACCGGGGGGCACAGCAGCUAGCAGCAGACAUAGAGUAUCUAUGCAGUGUAUUGUCGGUGCUGUAUGUGGCUGCAUCGCCUGCUAUUGCGACCUUCCAAGCGUGCUUUGCCACGCCCAAGGCGAGCCUGUCGGAGUUUAUCGCACAGGAGAGCGGUGCUGGGGGGUCGCUGGAUGCCACCACUGCUCGCCUGGUUGCCAAGAUGAGGCGGGUUGCGCGAGAGUGA
This is a messenger RNA of Closterium sp. Naga37s-1, 3210 nucleotides long. NCBI's taxonomy places the organism in Eukaryota, Viridiplantae, Streptophyta, Zygnematophyceae, Desmidiales, Closteriaceae. The record is from the annotation of a GenBank genome assembly.